AUGUCUUCGUCGCCAUCACCAAGCUCCUCCUCCUCCUCCUCCCCCUCAGACGCAGUCUCCAAGCUCGCCGACAAGAUCCCCUCCUCCGCCCACGAGGCCAAGGAGACCGCGCAGGCCGCCGCGCCCGCCGCCCAGUCCGCGCUCCUGUCGCAGCUGCGCGCCCUCGCGGCGGGCGGCUGCAGAGGCGUUGAUGUGUACCGGUGCGGGCGCGGCCGUGGCCGCGUGCAGUGCCGGCACUCCGAGUCGACGGGGCACCCGAAGGGGCACUGCCCUAGGAACCCCGACUCGCGGAAGAACUACUGGAGCAUGCGCCGCUUCAUCCGCCGCGACGGGCCAGGCAGCGCCCGCUCGCACCGCUGCGACGGCGCCUUCUGCCUCGCGUCGGGCGGGAGCGCCAUCUCGACCGCGUGCUGCAGCUCCGGCGGCGACAUAAACCCGAAGAGCGGCCCGCGCUCGACGAAGACCGGGACCUGGACCUCCUAUUGGAACUGCGCGAGUUUCCCCCGCCACUACCGGCAGUACCCCUACCGCCUCUCCUUCGGACGCCGCCGCUCGACCGGCCAGCUCUCCGGAAGCCCCGACUGCCCCCUCUGCCGCGGCUGCUAA
Messenger RNA from Trichoderma citrinoviride, 606 nucleotides. RefSeq lists its product as hypothetical. The record is from RefSeq and is a predicted model, not a curated record. The coding region runs from base 1 to 606 and encodes 201 amino acids. The transcript has 2 exons. NCBI's taxonomy places the organism in Eukaryota, Fungi, Ascomycota, Sordariomycetes, Hypocreales, Hypocreaceae.